Messenger RNA from Ilex paraguariensis (yerba mate), 985 nucleotides. The record is from the annotation of a GenBank genome assembly. NCBI's taxonomy places the organism in Eukaryota, Viridiplantae, Streptophyta, Magnoliopsida, Aquifoliales, Aquifoliaceae.
AAGACCGACAGUGAGUAUCAGAAUUCUUCCAAGUACAGAAGCAGCGCAUGAAGAUAGUUUCAGUGCCUACGCUUAUAUUACUUCUUUUGUGCAUAACUAUCUGUUCAAUCUUCUUUUUAUCCUCUCUAUCACUCUCGGUUUCUCAACAUCAUACCCUUUCUGUUUCUGAGUUUUUCUCCAUGAAAAAAUCUAGCCAUUUGGUUGUGUUUCUCACUUUUAACGUUGUUGUUAUAGCCAUCCUGAUGAGGAGUGUACAAGCAAUACAAUAUACCAUUCCGAUGCAUGGGACCCUUGUUACUGCAGGAUUUGAGAAGGAUGAGAUGAACUUAGCCUUACCCAUAUGUGCGGAGCAGCCAUUUCCAUUAUAUGCAGGAGAAUAUGCAGUUGAAAGCAUGAAAGAUCAUAUUGAUGACAACAAUGAUUUUCUUCCCCGUUUAGUAUAUGUAGGAUAUACAGAAGAAAAGAUCAAAGAUGACCAUCAUGAUGAUAGCAUGAAAGAUCAUAUUGAUGACAACAAUGAUUUUCUUCCCCGUUUAGUAUAUGUAGGAUAUACAGAAGAUGACCAUCAUGAUGAUAGCAACGAUGAGUACUAUCAUGGUUAUGAUGGUUAUGAUGAAGAUAACGAUGACGAUCUUGAUAAAGAUGAUGACGACAGUGAAUAUGGCGAAGAGGAAGACGAUGAUCUGAGCAAGAGAAUCGAAGAUUUUAUAGCCAAGAACAACCAGAAAUGGACGGAGGAGAAGCUCAAUGAUAAGCAGCUCUACAUUGAAGCAGCUGAACUGCAAUUUUCAGUUGCUGCCUAGCUCCAAAGACGUUGUACAUGCAGUUUGCUGUUGUAUUGACUGGAUAAUAUAUGGUUUUUUUCUCUUUUCUUUAUUCCUUCUUAUCUUUUCCCUUUUUUUUCAGUGGGGGUAAGGGGUUUUUAUGAAAAAUUCUGCGACUCGAGCCAAUGAGCAUGAGCCAGUUGAAUGUAUCUGUACUAUCA